Molecule: messenger RNA, 3206 nt
Organism: Toxorhynchites rutilus septentrionalis
Lineage: Eukaryota; Metazoa; Arthropoda; Insecta; Diptera; Culicidae
Exons: 7
Coding region: 1045-1962 (305 amino acids)
Source: RefSeq, a predicted model, not a curated record
ACAUUCUCAGUCACAUUUUAGACGUCGAAUCGAGUGAGCGUGUUCUCGACAGAGUUGGAUCGCCUCAAUUUCAUAUAUCGCGCUGCGUGUUUGUUGUUUGCGAUUACUUCGAAUUGCAGAACGGUUCAGAAUUGGUGACCAUCGGGAGACCAAAAGUUGUUCCCCGUUUCGGAUUGGUGUUGUAUUUUAUUGGGUGCAGCUAAAUUUAGACAGGAAUGAAGUUUGAAUGCCGCUGUGCGGAGAUGUACGAAUUGGAGUAUUGAUCUGCUUGCCGCCCGGUGGUUCCCGUAGUUGAGCGGAACCUGUGAUACUAUUUUGUCGUGGCUCCUGCGGUCUUUGGCCUAUAUAAAACAGUGAGGUGAGGUGUGCACACUUUUGAGACGGUUCUCGAACGGUAACGGUGGAACGAACCGGGGAAAGGUUCCUGCACCUCAGCUGUUUCCGUGCUCUCUGUAUCUGGCGGCUGCUGGUGCGAGUGGUGCGAGAAAACUCGGAAAAUGCGAAUAGCAGCGGAUAUUAUUGUUAUAAAAUAAAUUCUGGUUCUGCUCGUGUGUGGAUCGUUGGUGUUGGUUUGUGGCGAUUGAAUAGUAUCCCAGUAUUGUUUUGAUCAAUUGGAAAUUGCGUUUUCCCUCCUUGUUUUCGUGGAUGCCGGUCUUUUGGUGAAAAGAAAAAGAUGAAUUUGGAUGGCAAUAUUUUUCUAUCCACGAAGUGAGAGUGCUAUUGAUGCACAUUUUCGUGGAAUCCCAAGUCCACAGAACGUGUGAGAGUGCGUGACUUGCUGGUGUAACAAAAAUAGCUGGCGUGAGUUCACAUUCGCUGGCAAAACAAGUGAUGUUUAUUCAGAUUUGAUCAUCGCACAAAUGUGAUUGAGUGUAUGUGUGCGCGUGUGUCAUUUCAUCGUUUGAGGCCUUUGUACGUACGCAGUUUAUCCGAGGAGCUGGUGUUUGAUACGGCGAGCGAUUCGAAUUACUUGGAAUCGCGUCUACCUGAAGGAUUCUCGGAAUUGUCUCCGAGUGACAAGAGGAGCAGCAUAAAAUAACAAACAUGGAUAAAUGGAGCAUCGUAAAAAUUGGAUUAUUGUGUUUACUUUUCGGAGUUUGCGCGUCAGUAAAGAUUACCAGUCUGAAAGUGCCAUCAACCUACCUGUUAGAUAAAAAUUCGAAAAACCCCGAUCCGCUAAUAUUGGAUUGCGAGUACGAGGUGGACGAAAGUGAGAAGGGGUUCGUGCUGAAAUGGUUCCUCGACGGACAACCGGUGUACCAGUGGAUACCUACGAAAAAUCCAUUUCCAUUUCAAUCAUUCAAGAACCGUGUCGACACCAGUUAUGUCGUGUCGCAGGAGCGGUUACAUAAGCACAGGGCGAUGGCCAUCAUCAAACCUUUAGCGAACUUCACCGGUGAAUAUGCUUGCAUGGUUCAGACUUUCGCCUCGAUUGAUCGAAAGUCAGCGAAGCUGAAAAUCAUCGUCCAAGAGUCGAAGUUUGAUCUCAACUACUACCUGAACGGGGACGGCUACAUCACGGUUGAUUGCCACGCACGGGACAUUUCGCCGCUUCCAGAGCUGCAGAUUCGAAUCAACGAUAAAUUAUUCGAAACGCACAAGCUCAAGUCGGUGCAGGGUGAGAAUAAUUUGUACAACGUGUCCAUCAGUGGCAGCAUACCAAAGACGGAUCUGGACAGUCCCACCACGAUUGAAUGCUUCCUAAUGGUGCCGGAGACCAACUACACCAAGAAACGUUCGACGAUUUAUUACGAGUCUCAUCUGAAAACCACCACCAGCACUGUAGCAACCACCACGAUUAUUGGCAUGCUGCAGGCGGCACCGGAGAACUUGCAGAAAAAGGAAAUGAACUCCACCGAUGGAAGCAGCGCAACGGCUCUGCCCGUUCAGAUGCGCACCACUUCCGGCCUGAUAGCGACUUUGGUGACGGUGCUGCUCAUCUUCACGUCGACGCUUUUGUAGACGAACUUUCGGCAGUACACCGAAUUCGAGAUUCGUGAUCGAUAUUUGCAUAUACAUUUUGUCCAUAAUAAAUAUUAAAACAAGAAAAAAAAAAUCGGCUUGAAGAGGAGAGACGAACGAAAACAAAAACUACUAACGUGUAUGUGAUGAACAUGUAUGUUCGCUAAAAUGGUGUGUAGAUAUCGUAGAAUUCGCGUCGUUGUGUUGCAGCAAAAGAGGGAUGGGACUGUAACUCCUGAAACAGGGGGAAUGCUUGUGAUUCGGAAAAAAUGUAUCUAUUAAAAAAACCAAACCAACAGCAGCGUACUCAGCAAACAAAUGCUCUGUCUCCAGUAGUCGUACAUAAGUGUUGAAUUGUGCUAGUUUUAUGGAUUACCGUCUAGUGUUUAAGUUUGUCGCAGUCAUUGUUUUACUAAUAACAAGAUUUCAUUGUUUGUUUAACCCCUCGAAACCAAAGUUAAUAUAAUAUAACUACAACAACAUCAACAAAAAAACAUCUCGAAACCAAAAAUUGAACAACCAAAAAUUCGAACCGUACGCUAAAUAGUCAUUCGGGAGUAAGUAGUUAAAUGUUUUUUAUAUAGAUUUUUUUAUAUGUGUACAACGGAACUCAUCUCAUCAAGCUAUCUUACCACCAAAGACGAGAUCUGUUUCCUGCGAUAACAGAAAUGAAAACCGAACCGAUUGCGUUCAAACGAGAGAUUCGCGAAAAUGACAACUGAAAUUUACAGAGAACGAAAAAAAGAGAAACCAAUUAUUGACGUAUUUUACAACACUAGGAGGAUGGAAAAAUAUGAUGCCUUAAGAAAUAUUAUAUUAAACACUUUUUUAAGCCACUCAAGAAUUGAGAAUGAGAGGAAUAAAGAAAAAAAUACACACAUGAAUGAAAUUACCAGAAGAAAGAAAUAUUACUAAGUAAACAAACGCGCGGUGAUAAUUUUCAAAAAAUUGUCUCGCUUAGUGUUCUAAAUCGAUGCGAAGUAAAGAGAGGAACUAAAAUGAAGAACAAACAUAUGCAACUAUAUAGUCAUAAAUUUAUAUAUUUAAAAAAACACUAAUUUAAGCAACAACAGAAACCAAACAAGAAAAACUAAGAAACAAUUAGCGAGUCGCCUGUUUCCAUCGGAUGAAAUUUGCAGUCAGUUCUGUCAGCAGAACACUUAUUUUUCGGUUUUUUCUAACGUGGCAGGACAAGCGAGAACGGUAUCAGAAAUAAACGAUGGAGGAUAAUCGAACCGAGGAAA